Theobroma cacao (cacao) is the source of this 2610-nucleotide messenger RNA. Its product is annotated as ankyrin repeat-containing protein At5g02620. The record is from RefSeq and is a predicted model, not a curated record. Gene Ontology annotation, cellular component: plasma membrane. Gene Ontology annotation, molecular function: protein binding. NCBI's taxonomy places the organism in Eukaryota, Viridiplantae, Streptophyta, Magnoliopsida, Malvales, Malvaceae.
UAGUUGCGUUUUUUUCCUUAAAAGUUUUUCGAUUCUCAACAGAAAAAAGGGUGAAAAAAGAAGAAGAAGAAGAAGCAUUAUUUUUUUUCCGUAACAUUGUAUCAUUAUCACCUUUACAAAAGUCUUUCUUUGAUUGGUUAGAUUAGGCUUGUUUAUAGUUUCUGGGUUCUGUUUAUAGAUUCGCAUAAGGUUGUAAAUACAUGGGCUUUUUAUGUUUAUAGAGCCGAAACAUUCUUUUCUUGUUCUUCUUCUUCUUCUUCAAACAAGAAGAGAAAGGUCAUAGAAAGCUUUGUUGGUUUUUUUUAUUUGGUAUUUUGAUCAUCUCAGAUAUUCAAUUGAAAACUGUUUCCUGGAUUAUAUGGGUGGCUUUGGUUUUUGAUAGAGAAGAGCAAUAGCAGCUUCUUCCUUUAAACUCAGAUUGGUUGGUACAGCUGUGAUCUUAUGUGUUCAUUGAUAAAAAGGUCGGUUUAUGCUUUAAGGAAGCUGAAGGGUGAAUUUUCACUGUGAACAGGCAUAUUAUUUGGGAUGCAGGAGACUGCGGAACCACACAUUGGAGGAAGGAAUCAGGCUCCAAAUUCUUGGGGAUCAUUGAGAUCAAGAAUGAUUUAAGAAUCUCAUUUUGAUUAGUUGCUUUAGAUGAAUAAUGGUUUUAGUGGAUGACAUAUGCAAAUUUUGAUCCGGGUUUUUGGUGGGAGAUGAAGAAAAGGUUUUCCAAUUUAUAAUUAAAAUUAGGCAAAAGGAGAGUUUUGCUUUAGAUAACAAUGGAGGCACCAGCAACCGAGCAGCCGAGUGUUCCUGCUCGACGGAAAAAGAUGACCAAACAGUUAACAGGAAAACGAGAAGAUACGCCUCUACAUUCUGCUGCAAGAGCUGGAAAUCUUGCUGUGGUGACAGAAAUCCUUACAGGUACACCGGAGGAUGAACUGAAGGAGCUGUUACCUAAACAGAACCAAUCUGGUGAAACUGCCCUUUAUGUUGCCGCGGAAUAUGGUUAUGUUGAUUUGGUUAAGGAGAUGAUUAACUAUUAUGAUCUUGCUGAUUCUGGGAUCAAAGCUAGAAAUGGUUUUGAUGCAUUCCACAUUGCUGCUAAACAAGGAGAUUUAGAUAUAUUGGCAGUGCUACUGGCAGUUCAUCCAGAAUUGGCUAUGACUGUUGAUUUAUCUAACACCACGGCUCUGCACACGGCUGCAACACAAGGCCAUAUAGGGAUUGUGAAUUUUUUAUUGGAGGCAGGUAGUAGCCUAGCUACAAUAGCAAGGAGUAAUGGUAAAACAGCAUUACAUUCUGCAGCAAGAAAUGGGCAUGUGGAGGUUGUGAAGGCACUUUUGGCUAGUGAACCUGGGAUUGCAUCAAGGACUGAUAAGAAGGGGCAGACUGCACUUCAUAUGGCAGUGAAGGGGCAGAAUGUUGAGGUGGUGGAGGAAUUGAUCAGAGUAGAUCCUUCAUUGACGAUAAACAUGGUUGAUACCAAGGGAAACACAUCCUUGCAUAUAGCCACCCGGAAGGGUAGAGCUCAGAUUGUUAAGUUGCUGCUUGGAUACAAAGAAACCGACACAAAAGCUGUUAACAGAAGCGGUGAAACUGCUAUCGACACUGCCGAGAAAACUGGGCACCCUGAAAUCGCAACCAUUCUGCAGCAGCAUGGGGUUCAAAGUGCUCGAACCAUCAAACCUGCAGCACCAAAUCCAGCACGUGAGUUAAAACAAACUGUGAGUGAUAUAAAGCAUGAGGUGCACUAUCAACUAGAGCACACCCGCCAAACCAGAAAGCGUGUGCAAGGCAUUGCCAAGAGACUCAACAAAAUGCAUGCUGAAGGUCUUAACAAUGCAAUAAACUCCACCACUGUUGUUGCAGUCCUAAUUGCCACAGUUGCCUUUGCUGCCAUUUUCACUGUCCCUGGCCAAUAUGUAGAUGACCCAAACGACAUUCCUCCGGGUCAUUCCCUCGGGGAAGCUAAUAUAGCUCCAAAUCCUGCCUUCAUAAUUUUCUUCAUCUUUGAUUCCAUUGCCCUCUUCAUUUCUCUGGCUGUUGUGGUGGUUCAGACUUCAGUUGUAGUCAUUGAGAGCAAGGCAAAGAAGCAGAUGAUGGCAAUCAUCAACAAGUUAAUGUGGUUGGCUUGUGUGCUUAUUUCAGUGGCAUUCUUAGCCUUGUCAUUUGUUGUAGUAGGCACAGAGGAAAGAUGGCUUGCAAUCGGGGUGACAAUCAUAGGAACAAGUAUAAUGGCCACAACUUUGGGCACCAUGUGUUAUUGGGUGAUUAGGCAUCGGAUCGAGGCUUCAAACAUGAGAAGUAUACGAAGAUCAUCACUGGGUAGCAGGUCACGCUCCUGGUCAUUGUCUGUGAUGUCAGAUUCUGAGAUUCUAAACAAUGAGUUCAAGAAAAUGUACGCAAUUUAAUAAAGAUCACUCACGCCAGAUCCUUUUUUUCCAAGCAUAUGGCGUUACGGAUCCUUUUUUACUAAAUGUAUAUUUCAAGUUGAUCAUAGUCUUCUUUCCAUUCUCAAUGCUCUCAAAGGCAAAUUAAUGUAUGACUGAGCAACUUCUGAGGGCAAUACCUUCGGCCUCAGAGGCCAACGGCCAUGGUUGAAUAUAUGUGGUUCUAAUUUCUAUA